This is a messenger RNA of Python bivittatus (Burmese python), 1364 nucleotides long. Lineage: Eukaryota; Metazoa; Chordata; Lepidosauria; Squamata; Pythonidae. The record is from RefSeq and is a predicted model, not a curated record.
AGUAUAAGUUGCAGGAGUUAACUGAGCAAAGAAGAUGUUUGAUCACAAAUCUGGAAGCAACUGUAGUUGAUAUACAAAAUAUAUGUCAUCGUGCUUCAGAAAGAACUACAUUUAUACAAACUUCUGAAAAAGAAUUACAUGAACUGUCUAAGAAGAAACAGCAGUUACUGGAAGUGCUGGAAUCUAAUUGGAAAGAACUACAAGAAAUUCAAGAACUUGCAGCUACCCAACCAGACAGUGUCAACGAGCAUAAACUACAGGAGUUAACUGAGCAAAGAAGAUGCUUGGCCACUGAGCUGGAGGCUACUUUAGCUGGUAUACAAAAUGUAUGUCAUCGUGCUUCAGAAAGAACUAUGUUUAUACCACCUUCUGAAAGAGAAUUACCUGAGCUGUUGAUGAAGAAGCAACAGUUACUGGAAAUGUUGGAAUCAAAUAAAAAAGGGCUACACGAUGCUCAGGCUCUUGCAGCUGCCCAGCCAGGCAGUAUCAGUGAUCAUAAGCUACAAGAACUAAUCGAGCAAAGAAGAUCUCUCAUUGCAAAUCUGGAGACAACUAUGCAUGAAAUACAAAAAGCACAGGAACUUAAUUCUGAAGGUGUUUCUAUUGUACAACCUGCUGAAGGAGAAUUAUAUGAGUUAUCUGUAAAAAGGCAAGAAAUAUUGGAAAAACUGGAAUCUGUUCAGAGAGAACUAGACGAAGCUUCAGUUGCUGCAGCUGCCCAGCCAGGCAGUGUCAGUGAGCAUACAUUAUAUAAACUUGCUGAGGAAAAAAGUCGUUUGGUUGAAGAACUAGGGCAAACUACAGUUAGUCUACUAAAAGCAGAGAGUGCUGCUUCAGAAAAAGUUUUAAUUGGAAAACCUGCUGAUGGUGGAGAGAAUGGACUCGGUGAACUAUGGACUCUUUAUGAAAAGCAGCAUUUUAAAGAAACAGAAAAUAUAGAAAAAGUACACCACUAUGCCUCAGUAGAACAUCUUCAACCCAUAGCAAAGGAAUUAAAUCAACUGUCUGCAAAGAAGCAGCUUUUACGGACGUAUUUAGAAUCCAAUUGGGAUGCACUUCAGCAAGCUCAGAUUCUUGCUGCUAUUGAUCCAGGCAGUGUAAGUGAGCAUAAACUACAAGAAUUAUCUGAGGAAAGAAGAAAUUUGUCUAAAGAACUAAAGAAAGUUUUUCAGGAAAUACUAGUAUUACAGCAAGGUGCUUCAGAAAAAUUUCUAGCUAGACAACCUGGUGAGGAUAAACAAAAGCAGCUAACUGAGCAAAGGAAACAUUUAACUGCAGAGUUAGAGGCAACAGUAAAGAAUAUUCAAAGAGCGGAACGUUAUGCUUCAGAAGUACUUGUAGUUAUAAGACCCAGUGGUAAGUAA